Molecule: messenger RNA, 4248 nt
Organism: Linum trigynum
Lineage: Eukaryota; Viridiplantae; Streptophyta; Magnoliopsida; Malpighiales; Linaceae
Source: the annotation of a GenBank genome assembly
UACACAAGCGUGAGUCCCUUGGGUGAAGGUUGUUUGGAGAGGAAAUGCUAUUCCUAAUAAUAGAGUGCUAACAUGGCUGGUUAUUCAUGGAAGUAUAUAUACAAAAGAAAGGAUGUUGAAUUGGGGCUAUACAUGACCACUUGAUUGUUUUUUUUUUUUUUUUUUUUUGCAAUAUUGGGCUGGAGACUGGGAAGCAUUUGUUUACAUCUUGUUGGAUUACUAAGAAGCAGUUUAUUGAGAUCUUUAGAAUGUUUGCACAACAUGUUCCAGGUUCUAUCUGGAAGGCUGAGCUUGACUAGGUAAUUUAUGACAAAAGGGCAACAUUAAGAUUGGAAGGUAGUUAGAGAAAAAACAAUUCAUUGACAAAUGAUUGGGGAGAGUAUAGUCAUUUUGAUACCAAACAAUUUAUCCAAAAGCCUAAAAACAAAGCAGCUCUUGAAACCUACUUGCCUCUAUGAAAUAUAUCCUAAUUUGGUUAAUGGUUAUCCUACUCACUACUCAUUUUGUGAGAUGGCCUUCCACUUAGGGAUGGCAAUGGGUCGGGUUGGAUCGGGUUUUGCCAAACCCAAACCCAAACCCAAACCCAUGGAUUUAUUUGUGGAAAAAAAAUCCAGGGUAAAAUCCAUUGGGUUUGAAAAACUCAAACCCAACCCGCUGGGUAUCCGCGGGUUCGUGGGUACUGUCACGACCCGAAAUGUCGUGACCGUGUUGAUCGUCUGAAGAACGCUGCCAUCUGGUUGGCUUGCCAUGAGAAGGGUAAAGGGGGCAACAUUAGCGAUAAGGCGUUGUCUGCCUGUGCAUCGUUUCUGGCCGAGUCAGGAUGUGGCUAUGAAGGAGAUUGUUGCAAGAGAAGGCGCAACUGGUCGGAGGCUAUUGUCAUCUCCCUGAUGAGCCCAAGGCAGGGCGAAACCAGUUGGCAUGCGUAUGCAGAGAGGCUGGUCUUGAGGAAUGAGUGCACCUCAAGAUGCCGCACGGACUUCGGAAGUCUAUGUCCGUGACAAGUGGUAUCAGAGCUUGGUUAGGCUAAAGAGCCUAGUUCCUCUCUCAGUACGGCAUAGGUCGAGUAUGGGCCGAACCUAUGCCCGAAUGAGAGGCGGUCAUGGGUGUGCAUAUCAGGCGGUCCGAACGCAGAUACACAUGUGUUGCGCCGUUGUGGGGGACCUCGACAGGCUGAAGAUGCAGCGGCCGAGAAUGUCAUUCAACCGAGGAACUAACGCUAGCAAGAGCGUAGGGUGAAGGCAUAUUAAGGUACAAACGCUGGGAGUAGCGUAGGGUGAAAGUCGAUUGAGGUACUAGCGUAGCAGAAGCAAAGAGUGAAGGUUGAUGUCGAGGGGCGAAGCGGUAUCUGUGCGGGGUACAGCAGGCUAGCGCGAGAGACGCGACCGGAGCCCGUCCAUCAGAGGAUGGUAUCGUAUGCGGACGCACACAAUCGGUUCGAGUUUUGCAAUACAUGCUGCGGAGAGAAGCAUUCUUCACCAGCACGAGAACGCGCUGCAUUACGAGUGGUGGAGAAUGUCACGACCCGAAAUAUUGUGACUGUGUUGAUCGUCUGAAGAACGUUGCCAUCUUGUCGUCUUGCCACGAGAAGGGUAAAGGGGGCGACAUUAGCGAUAAGGCGUUGUCUUCCUGUUCAUCGUUUCUGGCCGAGUUAGGAUGUGGCUAUGCAGGAGAUCAUUGCAAGAGAAGGCACAACUGGUCGAAGGCUAUUGCCGUCUCCCUCAUGAGCCCAAGGCAGGGCGAAACCAGUUGGCAUGCGUAUGCAGAGAGGCUGGUCUUGAGGAAUGAGUGCACCUCAAAACGCCGCACGGACUUCGGAAGUCUAUGUCCGUGACAGUACCCACGGGUUUUUGUCGUAAAAAAUUUACAAUAACAAGUUCCUAUCAAAAUUAAAGUCAAAUAUCAAUCUCUCAAUACAAAUUAUAAAUAUAUAAAACACCAUUCUAGAAAAUUCAAGCAAAUCACAAAUUAACUAUACAAAUUGUUAAACACCAAUCUAGAAAAUUGAAGCAAAUCACAAAUUAUCCAUAAAUAACAUGAUUAAUUAAAAGUUUCUUCAUUUCAAUUAAGUUUUCACUCUCCACUGGAUAACAUCAACUUCAUUCUACACAACUAGAAAAAAAAGUUAGACAUGUCUCCACAAACAUAAAUAAGAUUAGUUGUUUAGAAUAUUAAAUAUGUCGAGAAAAUUAAUUAUAUAGGUGUGGGAGGGUACCCAUGGGCCGGGUUUACCUAAACGCAAACCCAACCCGGUGAAUAGUGAACAGGUUUAAACCCAAACCCGGCCCAAAACCUGUCAACUCGAAUUUUACCCCGCGUUGACCAGGUUUGGUCGGGUGAGUACCCGUGGGUUCGGGUUUUGUUGUCAUCCCUAUUCCCUACUUCCACAUUCCACCAACUAAUUUGGAUGGCUUCCACAUUCCACCAACUAAUUUGGAGGGUUGGGAUUGGGUAAGAAAAGAGAAGAGGAGCCAAACACUUUUUAAGAAGGUGAUCCCACAAUCUAAUUGACAAUUAAUGUCCACUCACUUUUCUCAUUCUUUUUUCCCUCUUCUUUCUCUUUCUUGAUUUUAGAUAUGAGAAUACUAGUUCGGAUAUUCAAAAUACUUCUUCGGCGUGUUUGAAUACUUGUUUGACGUUUAUUAAUACGUGAUCAUUUGUGUCAAUGCUUUUAAAUAAUCGUUCGGCACCUAGGAAUACUUAUUCAUAGGGGUCGAACAAGUGCUACCACUACCAUAUGUGCGCUACCACUACAGCUACCAAAUGGUAGUGGUAGCACUGUACUGGUAGCGUAGCACUCGAAAAAAUCACUACCACUAGACUAAUGGAUUUAUAUAUUUUUACAGGUUGCAGGAUGGAGUCUGUCAAAGAGAUUUCGUCGGAUCUGCCAGCCGGAGCGAAGUGACUACUGGAAAAAGAAGAGAGAGAUGCACAUGUAUAUAUUGGAGAAUUUAAUGUAAAAAAACAAGUAUUUAAUAUGAAUUUUUAAUUCCCAAUAUGCAAUUAAUAAAAAAAAUUAAUUAAUAUAUAUUUUUUUUUUUGUCAUACCCAAAUACCCAUUAACAUUGAUUGUGAAACUGACAACCCUAGGGGAAGUGAUGCUAUCCAACCGCUAGUCCCCUACACUAUGUUGUUGUAUUACGCAUUUUACGGACAAAAAACGGAUACGGUUCACAACCAACCAUAUAACAAUAACAGCCUGCAUUCGACGGUCACAAUUUUAAGAGAGUGCUUCCCUUCCAGCCAGCAUCACCACGAAAUAAAGGCAAUCCACGUCAACAUCACAAUCUCAGCAACCAACUAAAAAGCCAACCAACAUAUGUGUAUUUAGAGGCAGGCACAUGAGGAAGAACCCCACCAUGUGCAGCCAGUUUCCCUUUGUGCCAAACAGCUAGCACAAAGCAAAUCAGAAACCAUCUAUCUGGAAUGGAAUGGAUCUUCCUUCUCUAGUUAAAAAGUCAGUGCUAUAAGUCAUGACAAAUAACAUGUAGCAGCCCUCCUGCUGUCACCACAACAGAACAGAACAGAAGAGAAUAGAAUGUAAAAGGCUCUCAGCUCCCAGCCAAAAAAGAAGCAACUAGCACGAGGAUUGUGUUGUGUGGCGGCCGUUUGAGAAUCCGUAUUUCCCGAGCAGCCCCUGUAAUGUAAUCAACCAAGGAUGCAAACGUCAGGCUGCUACUGUAUCUAAUCCGCAAAAGCAGUGUGCUUCCUCUUCCUCUGACCCUAUAGAGCACCACAUUUUGGAAUCAUUUCACUACCGCUUUUUAUCAACUGGGUGGAGGAUCAUUUAUCAAUCAAACGAAUCUUUGAUUUAUAUCACAAUUCGGCCCCUCCACUUCACUAUCGGAAGUUGAAGAGAUUAUGAACUCACUAGUCAAUCACCAUAAAGAUGGUUGGUUAAUUGAAGUAAGUGAAGGUAAGGACUCGGUCGACAUUUGAGGAGAGCCCAAUAACUCCAAAUAUUUUUAAUCACAUCCACCUAGUUUCAACUGAAAUUACACAGAUAACACUGCCUCACUACUCAGAUUAAGGUGUAGGUUAAAAGGUGAAAGGCAAGUAGAGUCAUACCAUGGAAUCAUUGAUUGCAAUGGCCACACAGUAGUGCUCCUGAAAAACAAAACAGCAUCCAGGACAAGAAGCAUCAACGCAUUUGACACAACACAGCUAUCAACCACCCUAGAAAAAGGCUGAUUACGAAACGCUGCAAGAUGGGAAUUCUUUUCGAUUUGGACAUAAAUUAUUAUUAUUAUU